UCUGGCGGUGACGGCGACAUCGAACGCUGCCUCACUUGCCGACAUCUGCACUGUGUCAAACAUUGAAUCUAUCCUGCCUUCAAUGGCACACUGCUUGGAUUGAACUUGAUUCCCGACGCGACGACGGCAGGCGCAGUCUACAAUGCAAGCACUGGCAUGGGCGGCACAACCAUGGGGAGUACCAGCUCGGGCAGCUCCACGACUUACAGCUACUGCAACGUGACCGUCACAUACACUCACCCGGGCAAGGACGACACAGUGGUUGUCAAAUACGCAUUCCCCGAACCUUCCGAGUUUGAAUCGCGCUUCUAUGUCGCUGGUGGUGGAGGCUACGCACUCAACAGCGACGCGACCGGCGGCCUCGAAUAUGGUGCUGCGGCAGGCGCAACCAGUGCCGGCUGCGAUGCCUUGGACUACAGCUACAUGGACAAAGUGCUGACAGGUAACGGGUCAAUCAACUGGGAUGCCACAAACAUGUUCGGAUUGGAGGCCUUGGGCGAGAUGGCACUGCUUGGAAAGUACCUCACGAAAGCCCUCUACAGCAUGUCUGACAGCGACAAACUCUACACUUACUAUGAGGGUUGUUCGGAUGGUGGACGCGAGGGCAUGAGUCAGGUCCAACGCUGGGGCACAGAGUACGAUGGUGUCAUUGCAGGUGCCCCGGCCUUCCGCUUCGCGCAACAGCAAGUUCUCCAUGUGUUCCCAGUCACCGUCGAGCAAACUUUGGACUACUACCCCAACCCAUGCGCGUUGGAUGUGAUUGUCAACGCCACCAUCAGCGCUUGUGACCCUCUCGACGGCCGAACAGAUGGCGUCGUGUCUCGCACUGAUCUGUGCAAGCUGAACUUCAACUUGAGCUCAAUCAUCGGAACAGCUUAUUACUGUGAAGGCACAUCUGCUUCUUCAGGAGCUGGAGGCCGUGGCCCGAGCGGCUCGACCACGACCAGCACCUAUGCUCCAACACAAAACGGAACCAUCAGCGCCCAGGACAUCGAGGUUGCGCAGGCUAUCUACGAUGGUCUUCACAACUCCGCGGGUCAACAGGCAUAUCUCUCCUGGCAGAUUGCUUCUUCCUUCGAAGAUGCCGUGACGGUGUGGAGCAACACAAGCGAAUCUUGGACGUAUGACAUUCCAUCCACCGGCGGCGAGUAUGUCACCCGCUUCGUCCAACUGCUCAAUACCACCAACCUCGACAAUCUCGACGGUGUCACGUACGACACAUUGGUGGGGUGGAUGGACACCGCUAUGAUUCGAUACUACAACAGUCUCCAGACCACUCUGCCGGACUUGUCACCCUUCCGCGAUGCGGGCGGCAAAUUGCUGCACUACCACGGUGAAUCUGAUCCUAGUGUACCCGCCGCAUCGUCCGCUCACUACUGGCAAUCCGUCCGGUCCAUCAUGUACGGCAAUCUGACUGAUGUUGAAGCCAUCGCGGAAAUGCAGGACUGGUACCAACUGUACUAUGUCCCCGGCGCGGCUCAUUGCGGCACGAACACUCUCCAGCCGGGACCGUACCCAGAAGACAACAUGGCCAUCAUGAUCGACUGGGUCGAGAAUGGAGUCCAGCCAAGUCGUCUCAACGCCACGGUGUCGUCCGGCACUUAUGCCAACGAGACUCAAUUGCUUUGCCAGUGGCCUACUGGUCCUCUGUGGAAUAGCGACACCACGUUUGACUGCGUCACGGAUAACGCCUCGAUUGAGAGCUGGACGUAUAGCUUCCCAGCGUUUGACCUUCCCGUCUACUAAGAGACAAAACAGAGGUCCGGCAGUAAUGGUAAUGGUGCCAUCAUUAGGCACAGUUUAUUCCGCGAGAACUUCGCAACGUUGUUCUUGAGAUUGACUGCCAAUGCCUGCCACGAAAAUAUCUUUGAGAUGGACUCAUGGUACAUAAUGUUUUAUAUCUUCUCCUCACCAGCAGAUAAAUGAUAAUGCUGAAAAUCUUUCCUCAAUUAUUGGUCGC
Molecule: messenger RNA, 1960 nt
Organism: Exophiala viscosa
Lineage: Eukaryota; Fungi; Ascomycota; Eurotiomycetes; Chaetothyriales; Herpotrichiellaceae
Product: Tannase/feruloyl esterase
Exons: 1
Coding region: 157-1746 (529 amino acids)
Source: RefSeq, a predicted model, not a curated record